Molecule: messenger RNA, 1990 nt
Organism: Orbicella faveolata
Lineage: Eukaryota; Metazoa; Cnidaria; Anthozoa; Scleractinia; Merulinidae
Product: biotin--protein ligase-like
Biological process (GO): protein modification process
Cellular component (GO): cytoplasm
Molecular function (GO): biotin--[biotin carboxyl-carrier protein] ligase activity
Source: RefSeq, a predicted model, not a curated record
UUCCUUUCCGUGUUCCUGAACUGGUUGUUGUUCGUCUGUCAUGUACUCGUGUGAGCGUUCUUCUUUCGCCUAAAUGCCUUUAUUAGGUGCUGGAUGGUUAUCUGGUUAUGCUGUUACAAACCUUUUUCUGAGAUCGACCUCAUCGUGUGCUAGAAUCACGGCUUCAAACAAAGCUGAGCAGUGUCGGUGGCUUUCAUCAAGUGACGGAAAAUCAUCAAAGCCCACUGGCCAUGUCACCCAAACAUCGGCUACUCCCUCUUCAAAGCCUCCAAAUGUCCUUAUUUACACUGGAAUGAAAGACAGUGACAACAAGAAGUUCAGUGUUGUGAAGCAGGCACUAGCACAAGUUCUAAAUUUGCAUAGUUAUGUUAUCUACAGACUUUAUGAACAGCAGGUCACUUCUCAUCCAUGGAUUGAGAAUACGGCUCUCUUAGUUCUUGGGAACAAUGAUCCUGUAUCAUCAAAAGUUCAACAAGCAUUUUUUGAGUACCUUAGAGGUGGAGGUCAGAUUUUUGGUUUGUGUAGUCCAUUUACGUGUCACGUGAUCAAGAAGUCAUGGCAUGAACAGUUUAAGCCUUUUAUUGCUUCUGUUAAAGUGAAUCAUCUAGAACUACCUUAUGGAGACUCAAAAAAAUUCUUGGCACUUUGUGAACCCUAUUAUUUUGAAGCAGGAGCCAAAACAACAGUUGUUGCCGAAGAAGAAUCAUCAAGGAAACCUGUAAUUGUUCAGAUCUCUGAAGGUCUUGGAAGUGCUGUGUUCAGUCUUGUUCAUUUAGAGUCAUUCACAGACAACAUAAGAAUACAUGAUGACGAAUUACAUGCACAAACCUUAGAUCUUUUGAGACAGUCAGAUGACGCCAGGAUAAGCUCAUUAUCACAGAUCUUGCAACUCUUAGGAAUGAACUGUCUGCCACGUGAAGUUCCAGAACUGAUGCCAGUUUUUCUUCUUGCAAACAAAUUAGAUAAAGAGAAGUUCUUUCACUCUCUGAGAACAUCACUGGAUGCAGAUAUUUGUUCUGGAAAGGAUCUGUCUUUGCAUUUUGUGCCAAAUGGAGAAACUAUUCCAAAGGCUACAGAAAGGACAUUGCCAGUUGUUACCAGAGAAGACAACAUCAAAGCAGUUUCAUUUGACUGGAAGAAAUACCAGGAUAACUUGCUAACCAAAGUGUUGGGUCAUGUGGUGUUAUACAGUGAUGUGAUAACAUCGACCCAAACAGUUUUUGAUGGGAAUUAUACAUUUACAAGAAAUAUCCCAGAAGAUUUGGGCAUUGUAGUCAUUGCUGGGCAGCAAAUGAAAGGUCAAGGUCGAGGUGGAAAUAUCUGGCUGUCUCCUGCUGGUUGUAUGAUGUUCUCUCUUCAUGUGAGGAUUCCCUUUGCUUCCAAUCUUGGUCAACGACCGCCCUACUUACAGCACAUCGCCUCCUUGGCAGCUGUGGAGGCAGUCAGAUCCCAGCCAGGAUAUGAAGAUAUUGAUGUGUGUCUCAAGUGGCCAAAUGACAUAUAUUUUGGCCAGAAGAUAAAGAUUGGAGGUGUUAUUGUGACCUCGUCAGCCACAAGUGGCACACUUAGUGCAGUCAUAGGAAUGGGAAUAAACAUAACCAACAAAGAGCCUACCAUCAGCAUCAAUGAGAUCAUUGCACAAUACAACAAAGAUCACAAGACGAGCUUGCAGCCACUAACUAUCGAGGAGACAUUGGCAAGAACAAUCAACAAAGUGGAGGAACUUAUUGAUGACUUUCAAGAAAAUGGUUCAGAUUUAUUUCUGAAAAAGUACUAUAACCGAUGGCUCCACAGUAAUGUGAAAGUGAACCUGUCAGUGAAUGAUAAGAUGGAGGAAGUUACAAUUAAAGGGCUUGAUGACUUUGGUUUUCUAUUGGUGGAAACAACAUCUGGUGAAUCAUUAUCUGUACAACCAGAUGGAAACAGCUUUGAUAUGCUGCGAAAUCUCAUUGCCAUGAAAAAGAGCUAGCAGUGUUUGAACUAUUUUGCA